UUUAGGGCAUUUGCCACAGAAGUUGCACGAGAAGCUGCAUCAGCUCCAAGUGAUAGCACGUACAAGAAAUCUAGCGUUUUGGUCGAUCAUCUCAUGAAGCGAAAAAACGUGAUUGCUGAAGGAUUGUUACAGGAUAUCUACGACAUCCCAUUUGUAGCCGGGGACCCUGUCAAAGAAAGCCUACAAGCAAUUUGCCUGCCAUUUGGAGGCUACAUAGGUCGUCAGACACCAUAUUUUGCCUUCCGAGGAGCAGUUCCCGUUAGUCACUCCGAAAUAGUCUGGACUAAAGCACAUUUACUUCCAGGGUGGGCUGAUCCAAAGAAUCGUUCUUCUGAUCUUCGCCAUGCCUGUCCUCCAAAAGUCAACUUAGACAGUUACUGCAAUGCUUUUGUCUCCCAGCUUCAGAUUCAGGACACGCCAACACCGGACCUUGUGGUUGCUCACUGCCAAAAUGUAUGCUCACAAGUUGGAAAAAACAGUGAAAAAACAAAUUCUUCAAGAGAACGAUGUUUAACUCUAACUGAAGUAAUGGAAUGUAUCUACUUUUUCUUGCAAACCAACAACAUCGAGAACAGUGAUGCAAAGAAAGUUUUAGAGAGUAUACCUUGCAUUUUGGUGGAAAGUGGAAAGAAGUUCAUUCUACCGCGUCAAGCAGUCCUUGAGCUUUAUGAGGACUUGCAGAUCAGGCCAUUUCUCUAUGGAAUUCCAAUGGAAUUCGGUAGGUUCCGUAGUUUGUUCCAGAGGCUUGGCUGCUCAAAAUCUGUCACUAUAGUCCACUAUGCCAUGGUGUUGGACUUGCUGCAUAACAAGUGCCACAGUUCGAAACUAGACCCGAAUGAAGUAAAAGUGUGCAUUAAGGCAGUCAAAGGAUUCUUUGAUAAGCUUCAGGGAGAUGAUCAAGAAGUGAAUGCCAUAUCUCAGCUUUACUUACCUGGCAUGUCUCUGACACGCAAGGAGACGGACGGCAAUGCCAAUGUGGUGCCUCUCAAUUUGCAUAAGUCUUCGGAGCUGAUUUUCAAUGAUGUCUCGCCCGCUAUCCGAGAUCGAUUGUAUAAUUUCCGACAGAAUCUCUUGCUCGACCCACGCCAGAUGAAUGUAUAUAGCGUUAAUGCCGGUACCAACUACAAAGAGCUUAUGAUGAAGUUACCAGAAUCUCUGCGGCCAAAAAUGCUAUCCUCUGCUGUCAAAGAACAUAUCAGCUCGCCAAGUUUUGAAACUAUAUCGAGCACUGCUAUUACCCAACUUAAGCAGCAACUUUCGUCACCACAGUUCUUUUAUGGCAUUGUGAGGUUAAUCCGACACGAGAACUGUCGACUGAAGAGGAAUGUUGAUGACACCGUGAUUGAAAGUAUCAAGAAAAGGCUUUGCACCAUCGGGCUUUAUGCCGUAAAUAGCCUCAAGACAUUAAUUUUUUGCGACGGAAAUCCCAUCCCAGACAGUGAAGCAGAAGUUCCAUACUUCGUGAACAAGACUUUAGCCUCUGGUGAAGAAAUUUCAAAGGUAUACGUCAAUGUCGCGACAGGGACGGACACAUACACCAGGACAAUAUUGCUGGUCUCUGGCGUGGUCAAAGAAGUAUGUUUUGGACUUCUUGGAGAAAGUGCAUUGUUGAUUUCCCAUAUGUUAAGCUGUUCCCUAAACGACAUACAGUCCCUGCUCGAUACUAUGGGCGUACGACCAGAUGACUCUCUCCCUUUGGAAGAGGUAGAAAUUCUUCCUGAGCCUGGUAGCUUUAUUCCUCAAGAUGAACACCACCUAUUAAAUGACGACUUUGAAGAAUUUGAACCAGGCGAUUAUGUGGGAUUUGAGCUGCAUGACCCAAGUUUAGUUAGAGAAGGAGGAGAUGCCACCUACAUAUAUGCUAUAAUUAUCGAAGAAGUAACGAGUGAAUGUAACAGCCGCGUGAAAAGGCGUUACAGAGUCAACAUUGGAAAUGGCCAAGAAAAAAUUGUCGAUGCUACGGACCUGUACAAAUUCCACCGUUUGACCGAGUCAUCUUCAAAUGCGAUAGUCCUGCGUGAUAGGCCUAGGCAGCCCCCUAACUUAAGAAGCAGAAAGAGAGUUUUCGAUGAGAUCUCAGACCUUCUAGAGGAAGCGUGGACUCUUCCACAAGACAAAAGACGAAAAAUAGUCAAGCGGAUGUAUUUGCGGUGGCACCCUGAUAAAAACAUUGGCGAUGAGGAAUUCUGCAAAGAGGUAUGUCAGCACAUACAGAGCGAAGUUUCACGGUUGGAAAGAGGAGAGCCUCGAGGUAGCCCAAGCACAAGAUCUGAAACUGGAAAUCAAGACGGGUCCUACGGUAGCUUCUUUAAUUCAUGGGCAGGUCGUGCAAGGGAACAUAACACGCAGCGCCGGGAAUACAGAGGAAGACCACGACAUCGUAAGAAUAAUCCUCAACCAGGGGAGGCCAGACGUUGGUUCAAACAAGCGGUUGCAGAUAUCCAGGCAGCAAGCAAUGACAUAAUCUACGAGAGACCUUCUUAUGAGUGGGCAUGCUUCAAAUGUCACCAGGCAGCAGAGAAGGCUUUGAAGGCGGCACAGUAUGCAGUAGAUACAGAUAGGACAAGGGUCCACAACCUUCUAGAGAAUUGCUGCGAUCUAAAUGACCCCGAGCUAUCAAAUCUAGCGAUGCAGUUAGAGUGUCUAGUUGGUGAUUCUACACGCAUGCGUUACCCAGACAGAAUGUGUUUUCCCCAGAUUCCAAAUGAGGUGUACUCUGCCGAGAUGGCCCAGCAGGCCUUGCAGCUAGCUAAGAAAAUUGUUGCACGCGUACAGAGCAGGAUAACCUAAGGUGAGAGCUGAAGAGAAAUGAACAAAUACGUGGGAAACAUAAGUUUACUGAAUGCAUCCAAUUCAAGAGAACAUGCAGUUCAAAUCUAGGU
Pocillopora damicornis (cauliflower coral) is the source of this 2882-nucleotide messenger RNA. RefSeq names its product sacsin. Gene Ontology annotation, molecular function: Hsp70 protein binding. Lineage: Eukaryota; Metazoa; Cnidaria; Anthozoa; Scleractinia; Pocilloporidae. The record is from RefSeq and is a predicted model, not a curated record.